Molecule: messenger RNA, 589 nt
Organism: Chenopodium quinoa (quinoa)
Lineage: Eukaryota; Viridiplantae; Streptophyta; Magnoliopsida; Caryophyllales; Amaranthaceae
Exons: 3
Coding region: 1-480 (159 amino acids)
Source: RefSeq, a predicted model, not a curated record
AUGGAAAAGAAAAAAUUAACUAAGCUUGGAGCUAUAAGAGGUUCUGGUGAUCAGCAUCAGACUCGUGAACCAAGAACACCGGGAUAUGAGAGAGUUAGAAUGGAAAGGAUCAAAGAAAAUGGGUCUAAAAUGAAAGAGCUAGGUUUGAAGGAUCAGGCCAAGUCAUUGAUGGCACUAGUUCAAAACAAUAGAGGCAGUCGUAGUAAGGCUAAAAUAAAAAAGGUUUCAGAGGAUAAUGAGAUUUAUCAGCCUAACCAAGAUUCUGAUAUGGAGCAUGAGCUUGUUUCCUGCGGUGAAGAGUUACCUAUUCCACAUUCUAAAUGUAAUCUCAAGUCCAAGUCUAUUCCAUGGAAGAUUCGCAAAAUGAAGGCUGUGACUCAAAAAUCAGUGAAAAUUGCUUCAGCUUUUAAGAAAUGUCGACAGAAAGUUCAUCUGGUGGCUCAUCUACCCCUAGUCAUGCAUCACAACAUCAUGUUAUAAGAAGAGAACCUGUUGAAACACUAGAAUUGGAAGUCAGACACUUAGAUCAAAAUGAGAAUGAUAAAGAAAAUGGUGGAAUGGAUAAGCCUAGAAGAGGACCAACUAUGUG